GUCUGUAUGUGUGUGUUUGUGUUUGUGUUGGGUGCUGUCUUCCAUUAUCUGACUGUUCAGUUUCAUAUUGUAAUAGUGACUGGGUCUCUCUUCCCUAACUUGUCUUUCAGUAUUUUGGUUUUCCUCAUAGGGGACACUGCUGUUGUACCCUAAUGUACUAAGGCUUAAACUGCAAUGCUAUAUCUGCCUCUUAACACUGACUUGAGCAUGAAGAGCACAUCUGUAUGCAUAAGCGUGGGUGUGUCCAUCCCGGUCAUGUGCUGGGCUCCCAUCCAAUUGGGAAGGGCGAUUGCGACAGCAUAUGGGGUGACUGCUCUGUGGGAGGUCUGACUCGAUGCCCUGGCACGUUUCCCUUGAGGCACGCGUAAGCUGACUCCCCUCCCAGCGGUCACCUACAUGGCAUGGGGCUGUGAACUCUGACCCACAGCAUAUGCUGUGUGAUGUGAUAACAGAGCUCCUCGACAUGAAGCGUCCCUCAUGUCGGAUCCAUACUUUGUGCAGUUCUGAUCUUAAGCGGACGUUGUGGUCUGUUGUUCUGAGUGAGGGACCCUGUAAAAGAGGCCUGUGAAGGAAAUCUGCCGCGGUGUAUCGCAGCACGAGGGGCUAGGCACACACUUCUGCCUCUCGCCAUGGGUCUGAUCUCCUACCUGAAGACGCAGUUCAUCCUGCAGCUGCUCAUCAGCUUCGUGUUCGUGGUGAGCGGCCUCAUAAUCAACUUCAUCCAGCUGUGCACGUGCGUCCUGUGGCCCUUCAACAGGCAGCUUUACCGCCGCAUCAACUGCAGGCUGGCCUAUUCCCUCUGGAGCCAACUGGUGAUGCUGCUGGAGUGGUGGUCCUGUACGGACUGCACACUCUACACUGACAAGGCCACCUUGGACAAACUGGGAAAGGAGCAUGUCAUCAUCAUCCUCAAUCACAACUUUGAGAUCGACUUCCUGUGUGGCUGGACUAUGUGUGAACGCUUCGGGGUUCUGGGCAGCUCCAAAGUUCUGGCCAAACACGAGCUUCUGAAGGUCCCUUUGAUUGGCUGGACCUGGUACUUCCUGGAGAUAGUGUUCUGCAAGAGAAAAUGGGAAGAGGACAGAAAUACCGUUUUCAGUGGGCUGGAGAGACUUCGAGAUUACCCAGAGUUCAUGUGGUUCUUGCUCUACUGUGAGGGAACUCGCUUCACAGAGAAGAAGCACCAGAUCAGCAUGCAGGUGGCGGAGAGCAAAGGCCUGCCCAAGCUCAAGUACCACCUCUUACCUAGAACCAAGGGCUUCACCACCACGCUGCAGUGCCUCAAGGGGACAGUGUCUGCAGUUUAUGAUGUCACACUCAACUUCAAGGAUAAGAAGAACCCAACGCUACUGGGCAUCAUAAAUGGGGAGCAGUACAAGGCAGACAUGAGUCUCAGGCGGUUCCCUGUGGAGGAGAUUCCAGAGGAUGAGCAGGAAUGUUCAACCUGGCUUCACACAUUGUACCAGGAAAAGGAUGCACUACAGGAGCAGUAUAUAAAAGAAGGCAUUUUUCCCGGCUCCUCAUUCAAACCCUCACGUCGGCCCUGGACGCUGCUCAACUUCCUGUUCUGGGCCACUCUUUUGCUCUCGCCCCUCAUCAACUUCGCCUAUGGAGUGGCGGUCAGCGGCUCGCCCCUUCUCAUCAUCGGCUUCGUCCUCUUCAUCAUCAUAGCCUCCAUAGCAGUGCGGCGUCUCAUUGGGGUCACCGAGGUCAAGAAAACAGGUUCUAGCUACGGCAACCAAGAGGCAAAGAAGGAGAACUAGAGGCACGCGGUCGCCAUGCCGUGACCAUGCGGUCUCUGCAUGGUCACAGCCCCUUUUUUAUUCUCUUUAAGGGCAUGGAAGCACGCUUGGGUUGGGGUUGGGGGUUAAUAGUGAUUACACAUAAUUCAGAGUAGUAAUAAUUAUGAUCUGCAAUGACUUUCUGCAAGCCUGAUCCUGUGUGGUUCCAUCCACACCAGACAUGCCACUGAACUGGCAGACGGACACUGAGGGCGGAGGGGGGUGGGUCUGGCCCCCCCUCCCUGGAGUCACUACCUCCUGGUUCUGUCAUCUGUUCACUGACAGAGGGAAUGACUCCUCCUGUCCCCACCUGUACCUUCACCACUGGCCAGACAGGACUCAGAUUCAGAGUCACAGCUGCUUUUCCCUCCAUUAUUUUGAACUUUUUUUUGCUCUUUUAAAAAUAAUUAUUGUUGUUUUUGGGGUGGGUUAUGGGGAGAUGCACGUCUUUGGCCUGCUGCUUAAUAGCCUCCUGCGGAGACCCAGCACUCCAGGUUGCUUCCUCAUCCUGCUGAGAUUCUCCUCUUCCUCUGCUGGGACAUGUUCCAGAGUAGGCAGCAAUGCUGGUCUGUUUUCUGUGUUUCAAAAUGGUGGUCAUGGCAGAUCUGCACAUAUCAUUAACAGAGUGAGGUCACCUCACCACUCUUGAAUAUUAAUAAACUGUUUGCAUAGUUGCGAUAUUCUGACAUCCUAUAAUAGUCCUGCUUAACAGCAUGCCAUUGGGGGCUUUUAUUUCUGUGGCCUGUUUGUGUAUGCUCAGCUUUCUAGCAAUUUGAUUGUUCUCCUCCUUCCCCCCCCUCUCUAUGACAUACCCAUGAAUGCAUAUAUUGUGUUAUCUGGCCACCAGCUGUCUCCCAUUGCUCAUUUCUUUGACUAACAGCUGUUUUCCCCAAUGAGGCGAGACAAAAACAGGUGGAAAAGGUGCCUCAGUCCUGAAAUCUGACACCCAUCCCUAUGACUGUGUUAAAGGAAUUCCCUAAAAACAUGUAGCUGAAGGCAAGAGCGCCCUCUAGAGCCUGGGCUCAUGUUGGAGACAGAGGGUGGGACAGUAUAUGAAUGUGACACCCCUAGCAAAUCAAUGUAGCGACCACUGAUUUUGAAUUUUUUUGCUCCCUCCCUAUCCCAUGCCAAGCAUGCUAGCAGCUGUGGCAUCAUGGGUAUUGAUACCAGGUGGGCACUUGUGCUAUAGUGCCAGUAGGCUUUCACACAGACCUGUCAGUGUCAACUUUCUGCCAGAGGUGUCGCUCUCUACCUCGUUUGCAGCAAAAACAUCAGGGAACCAGGGGGACUACAGUAUCUGGAAAUUCUCUUUGCCUCCUGUAUUGUGUAUCAACAGCCUUUACACACAGGAACCUGCGUUCUGUGUCACAGUGAAAUUUUCCUUCAAAUUCCAUAAUGGCUUUUCCACACUUUCCAGUUUGACUCCUUUUCUCUUUGAGCCAUUCCUGUUUCCUCCUCUGUGUUGCUGAAAGUGAUCAAAAUGAAGAGUAGAUCAUAGUCAGAUGCAAUAGAUGGAGAGAGAAAAUAUGGCUCUAUCUCCUCCUCUUCUUCUCCCACGUGCUCAUGAGAGACUCCAGAGCCUGUACUCUGUUUUAGGAGAAGUUUUUGCUACUGUUCUGGAAAACGACACUCCUAGUGAAGGAACCACAAGGCCGUCAGAGUUAGGAGACCCCGUUCCAUUGCUUAAUGUAUAAAGAUUCUCGUCAAAAUUAUUUUGUUGUAGCAAUAAUAGUGUCUGCCUUCUCUUGGUUCAGUUACCCCCCCCCCCCCGUUAGUCACUGGAUAAUAGCUGAAAAUUGUACAUAAUCAUGCACCACUAACAGGCAGCUUACAACAAAAAAGCCUUCGUUAAUAAUUUUAUUUGCAUUCAUUCAUUGAUUUACUUUUUUCAUUGUCUCCAGUAAUUCAGUUAAUUUUUGGUGAAUGACUUUUGUGACAUGGCUGGAGCUCCCAUCCACUUUGCUUCUAUUUGUGUUUACUGUAAAAUGGGGUAAUUUAGUGGCAGGGGUACUGCUAUAAAAUGAAGCGUUUAAACAAAUGUUCAGCACAGGAGUCAGUCACACUGCAUAACGGUGAAGAGUCCACUGAAAAACACCUGUCUCUUUUCACCUUUGACCAUUUAUCACCCGUCAUGCCAAUGAACCAGUAUCUCAGUAGAGCUGUGAUGUGGAAGGAACCAUGAGACGCAAUGUCUUUGGCUGGGGGGAAGAUGGAGGGUGAUGAUCUGUUCAUUGUUUUCUGUUGAGUUUGAUUGCCAGUGAGCAGGUUCUGUGUGAUUAACACUUUCUAGAGGAAAGAUCUGUGCAAGCCUGGGCUUGGAGUAUAUGCAUGUGCGGCAGCCACUGUAACUCCGCACGAGUAGCUGCCUGUGAGAUGGCAGCGGUAUGCCAAAGAGGCUCGCAGAUUCCUGCACUCAGAAAGGAUUUUAAAAGUUUAAUUUGAUACGUUUCUUCCUAAAGCUGUGUUAAGCUGUGGAUCUGUUCUCUAAAAGGCUGGAGAGAUCUUGGGGGGGGGGGGGGGGCUUGUCUCUUCAAACUGACCUACCUGCAUGUUCAAAGCUGUGGCUAUCUUCAGCCCUCUCUGUAUUUAAUGUGAUACUAAAUGAGCAAACUUUCAUGUUAGCAUUGUACUGAAAUGAGAAGGGCGAGGUUCAGCCUAAAAGUCCCACCGUUACUCCUCCCUCAGGUAUCUGAACAGCCUUCCGUUGACAUUUGUCCUGAUGAGUAACCUGGAUGAAGCAGAGAGAGAUGUAAGCGUUACCUGUGUUAUACUAGAAGUUUUUACUGAAAACUUACUUUAACCACAUAGAAUUUUUUGUUAUAUAUAUAUAUAUUCUUUUGAAACUAUAAAUAAACUAUUAUAGAGAACAAACUUUCAUAUUUUAGUAACUGACAUAACUGUAUUUGUUUAUUAAAUUCAGAACAUUAAAGAGUAAAUGACCAAAUCGACUGACACUUUACGUCAGACAAAAUGUCAUGCGUUAAUCUUAUGUUGCUGGUCAGUUAUUUUGAGUGCACCUCCUUGGCAAAAGGAUUCUUUAAAAAAUGAAACGAUUUGAGAUCUAGAAUAUCUUCGUAUGAUUGGUGAGAGGAAUUUAGGAUGGUGGACCAAUUAGGGCCAUCUGGCUACAGUGUCAGGUCCAGAGUUCUGUGCGGAAACCAGAAGUGACUAGCAGGCUUCCUCCGGCAUAGUGGUCACAUGUUAUUGAGGUGACACUCACUUUCCCUGAGUGACCCCACACCCACCUUCCCAGCAACCAGGAGCCCGCCCCCCAGCAAGUUUUUUUGGGGUGGGAGGCGCCAACAAGAAGUCUCAUCAAAUUAAUGCAAAGCGGCUUGAAGUCAAAAUAGAAAACAAUUUUGUCACUUGUCAAAGGGAAGAAGAGGAUACAGCCCUCUAUGAAAAAUCAAUGGGACUUACGCAUACACUUAAUGCAGUUAAAACGGUUUGAUUUCAGUUAGACUUUUAAUGAAUCUAUAAACUCGUAUCUUCCUAUGUGAAGAGUAAAAAAUUAUGCCUGAUGUACAAAUGUAACCAAUUAUAUUUUGGCUGCCUGGGUGGUAUUCUUAUUUUUUGUUAUUAUUUUUGCAUGAUUUGCGGUAAUGUGUGAUAACAUUCAGGGAUUUGCUUCCUAAGUGGCUGCACAACAGGUUCAUCUGCGCCAUGGGACACGACUUACAUUGUACGUUUUACCCCAAAUGAAUUAAAUAAAACGACUUCCUAGACUAA
This is a messenger RNA of Paramormyrops kingsleyae, 5510 nucleotides long. It is a transcript of the gene agpat3, whose product is annotated as 1-acylglycerol-3-phosphate O-acyltransferase 3. Gene Ontology annotation, molecular function: 1-acylglycerol-3-phosphate O-acyltransferase activity. The record is from RefSeq and is a predicted model, not a curated record. Gene Ontology annotation, cellular component: endoplasmic reticulum; endomembrane system. Lineage: Eukaryota; Metazoa; Chordata; Actinopteri; Osteoglossiformes; Mormyridae.